AUGACAGAAAGUUUCGCUGCAUCAAAUCAACCUGAAAAUAUACAUUUGCAAGAUACAUAUUCAAAUUCUAAUAAUAACGAUAAUAGUCAUAAUCACAGUAGAAAACAAAAACGUCGCCCAAUGCAAACAAGUUCGCAAGACGCUCGCUAUAGCCAUCGAGCACAACAACAACAACAACAACAGCAACAACAAUCACAACAACAACAAUACCAACAUCAAUAUCAACAACAACAAUGGUAUCCAAAUAAUAUGUAUUAUGAUGACUAUUAUUAUGGGCAACCACCUUCACGUGGAGGUCGCUACAAUCACAAUCAACAUCCUCAAAAUCAUCAAAAUCAUCAUCAACAACAACGACGACCACAAUUCCGUCAUCCAGCUUCAUCACAGUCACAUCAACAAGUAACUACUCGUCCGAAUAGUAAUUCAUCAGGACGAACAACUGUUGAAGCAGAAAAUCUUCGUUCAAUAUUAAACGAACAAUUAUUAGAAAAUACUUAUGAGUGUAUGAUAUGUAUAAUUAAAAUUGAUCGACAUGAAGAAAUAUGGUCAUGCGAUAUAUGUUAUAAAAUGUUUCAUUUAAAUUGUAUUAGAAAAUGGGCUAAUUCAGAAGAAAGUGGUACAGAUAAGAAUUGGCGUUGUCCAGGCUGUCAAUAUUCUUAUUCAACAAAUCCAAUUUAUACCUGUUUUUGUCAUAAACGUGUUAAUCCAGUAUUUCAACCUGCUGAUACACCACAUUCAUGUGGUGCUGAAUGUGCUAGACGAUUAAAUAUAAAAUCUAAUGAUUGUAAUCAUCGUUGUUCAGAACUUUGUCAUCCAGGUCCUUGUCCAACAUGUACAGCAAUGAUAAAACGUUCUUGUUUAUGUGGACGAGAAACUCGUACUAUUAUGUGUAGUUCAAAUUUAAUAAUUAAAUGUGAAAAUAAAUGUGGAAAACGUAAAUCUUGUCGACAUCACAAUUGUGAAUUGAUUUGCCAUCCACGAGAAUGUGAACCAUGUGAUCAAUUAAUUAAACAAACAUGCUCAUCACAUGGAACUGAACGAGAAGUUUUAUGUACUUCGGAAACUGGAGGUACAACUACAUUUACAUGUGGUGAAUCAUGUGGAAAAUUACUUCAAUGUGGUCAUCAUAAAUGUACAAAAACAUGUCACGAUGGACCAUGUCCUGAUUGUUUAUUACUACCAGAAAAUUGUAAAACAUGUGCAUGUGGAAAAACAACUAUGGAUAAUCACCAACGAACAUCAUGUCUUGAUCCAUUACCAACUUGUGAGAAAUCAUGUGAAAAAAUUCUUUCAUGUGGUCCAAUAGAUGAUCAUCAUCGAUGUUCAGCUCAAUGUCACAAUGGAUUAUGUCCACCAUGCGAUAAACAAUCAAUUCUUCAGUGUCGCUGUGGACAAUCAAGUAAAUCUACAUCAUGUAUAGAAGCUGCACAGUAUGAUCCAAUAAGAAAUCCAUUUUGUUGUGAACGACGAUGUAAUAAAAAGAAAUUAUGUUUAAAACAUCGAUGUAAUGAAUUAUGUUGUGAUCGUGAUAUUCAUGUUUGUGAAAUAGUCUGUGGUAAACCACUUAAUUGUGGUGUUCAUCAAUGUGAAGAAUUAUGUCAUAAAGGGUUUUGUCGUAAAUGCCCAGUAAAUAGUUAUGAUGAAUUAACAUGUCAUUGUGGACAAACUAUUCUUCAACCACCUAUUGCAUGUGGUACACAACCUCCAGUAUGCAAUUAUAAAUGUAAUCGACAACAUACAUGUGAUCAUCCAGUUUAUCAUAGUUGUCAUAACGAAAGUGAAUGUCCACCUUGUACACAUCUUGUUUCAAAAAUGUGUGUUGGAGAACAUACAUUACGUAAUAGUGUUCCUUGCCAUUUAAGAGAAGUACUUUGUGGUCAACCAUGUGGUAAACCACUUCCAUGUGGAGUUCAUACAUGUCAACGUGCAUGUCAUUCGGGUCCAUGUCAAUUAGUUGAUCAAAAAUGUACACAACGAUGUACUAUAAAAAGACGUGAAUGCGGUCAUCCUUGUAAUGCACCAUGUCAUGGAUAUGAACCAUGUCCCGUAAAAACAACAUGUCGAGAAACAAUUAAAAGUCGUUGUCCAUGUGGUCGACUAGUAAAAGAUAUUGUUUGUAAUGCGAAAUCUAAUGAAUCAAAUGAAGGAAGAGAUGAUAAUGAUUUAACUCAAUCGCUUGUUCAAGCAUUCUCUGUUCGUACAAUAGAUUUAUCACUGGCACGAAAACAACAGCAUCAACCAGUACAAUUAGAAUGCGAUGAUGAAUGUCGUAUUAUACAACGAAAUAAAAAUUUAGCUCAAGCUUUAUCAAUUAAUCCCGAUGAAUCACGACAAACACCACUUGUUUAUACAGAUUUUUUACGUGAUUAUGCAAAGAAAAAUUUAGAAUUUGUUAAAACUAUUGAACGACAAUUUACAGAACUUGUUGAAGAUACUCAACGUCAUCGUGUUUCAAAACGAUGUCAUUCAUUUAAACCAAUGAAAAUCAAUGAACGUCACUUAAUACAUGAAUUAGGAUCAUUCUAUGGUCUUGAAACACAAGCAAUGGAUCCUGAACCAAAUCGAAAUGUUGUUGCAUAUGCAUCUUAUGGCAUGUGUAAAAUUCCAAUAAUUACAUUGAGUGAAACAAUUCGACGAGAAAAACUAAAAGUACCACCUCCUAUAACACUAAUACAAAACUAG
Adineta steineri is the source of this 2682-nucleotide messenger RNA. The record is from the annotation of a GenBank genome assembly. NCBI's taxonomy places the organism in Eukaryota, Metazoa, Rotifera, Eurotatoria, Adinetida, Adinetidae.